AUGAGACAGACAAAUCAGACACGGGUAACAGAGUUCCUCCUUCUGGGACUCUCUGAUGACCUGCACACCCAGCAGCUGCUAUUCAUCCUUUUCUUGGGUGUCUACCUGGUUACUGUGCUUGGGAAUCUGCUUCUCAUGUCCCUUGUUUAUGCCGACUCCCGGCUGCACACACCCAUGUAUUUUUUUCUCUGCAACUUGUCUCUGGCGGACCUUUGUUUCUCUACCAACAUAGUUCCUCAGGCCUUAGUCCACCUACUUUCCAGGAAGAAGGUCAUUUCCUUCACUCGUUGUGCAGCUCAGCUUCUUCUCUUCCUCAUAUUUGGAUGUACACAGUGUGCCCUUCUAGCAGUGAUGUCCUAUGAUCGGUAUGUGGCAAUCUGCAAUCCUUUGCACUACCCCAGCAUCAUGACCUGGAAGGUGUGUGUCCAGCUGGCCACAGGAUCAUGGACCAGUGGCAUUCUGGUGUCUGUGGUGGACACCACCUUCACAUUGAGACUACCCUACCGAGGCAGCAACAGUAUUGCUCAUUUUUUUUGUGAGGCCCCUGCACUGUUGAUCCUGGCAAGCACAGAUACCCACACUUCGGAGAUGGCCAUUUUCCUUAUGGGUGUUGUGAUUCUCCUCAUACCUGUUUCCCUAAUUCUGGUAUCCUAUGGCCGCAUCAUAGUGACUGUGGUCAAGAUGAAGUCAGCUGCAGGGAGGCUCAAGGCGUUUUCUACCUGCAGCUCUCACCUCCUGGUGGUCAUUAUUUUUUAUGGAUCAGCAAUUGUCACCUAUAUGACACCCAAGUCUUCCAAAGAGCAAGAAAAACUGGUCUCUGUUUUCUAUGCAGUGGUGACCCCCAUGCUUAAUCCCCUCCUCUAUAGCCUGAGGAACAAGGAUGUGAAGGGAGCUCUGAGGAAAAUAGCCACAAAGAAUUUCUCAUGCAGGCGUGGAAUCUCCUGCUGA
Molecule: messenger RNA, 948 nt
Organism: Tupaia belangeri chinensis (Chinese tree shrew)
Lineage: Eukaryota; Metazoa; Chordata; Mammalia; Scandentia; Tupaiidae
Gene: OR2D2
Product: olfactory receptor family 2 subfamily D member 2
Exons: 1
Coding region: 1-948 (315 amino acids)
Biological process (GO): G protein-coupled receptor signaling pathway
Cellular component (GO): membrane
Molecular function (GO): G protein-coupled receptor activity; olfactory receptor activity
Source: RefSeq, a predicted model, not a curated record